This is a messenger RNA of Lachancea lanzarotensis, 744 nucleotides long. Its product is annotated as LALA0S09e02322g1_1. Gene Ontology annotation, molecular function: beta-phosphoglucomutase activity; 2-deoxyglucose-6-phosphatase activity. Lineage: Eukaryota; Fungi; Ascomycota; Saccharomycetes; Saccharomycetales; Saccharomycetaceae. Bases 1 to 744 code for a protein of 247 amino acids. The record is from RefSeq and is a predicted model, not a curated record. The transcript has a single exon.
AUGCCUUCAAAGGGUCAAGUGUUUAUAGACGUCGAUUUCUGCCUGUUCGAUUUGGACGGGACGAUUAUCAAAACUACAGAAGCGGUAGAGAAAGCAUGGACAAAACUGUGUCUGGAGCAUGGUGUUGACCCCGAAGAGUUGUUCAAGCACUCUCACGGAACAAGAACACAGGAAGUAAUCCAACGGUUCUUCCCACAAUUGGGAGGUGAUUUGGAUCGUGCUGUUGAGCAGAUGGAAUUGUCAAUUGGGAAUGAUUAUCCUGAAUCGGUGAGUUUGAUACCUGGGGCAGCAAAACUGCUACAAGCGUUGGACCAAUCAUCACAAGAAAAUGUGGGCAAGGAACGGAUCUGGGCGAUUGUGACGUCCGGAGCGUACCUAGCUCGGACAUGGUUCGAUAACAUCUUGAAGGACAUUGGUCCACCCCCUGUUUUUAUCACCGGAUUCGAUGUUGCCAAAGGAAAACCUGACCCACAGGGCUAUGCUUUAGCGUCCCAAAGACUGUCUGUAAUCUGGCGGAAAGAUCCCAAAACGGUGAGAAAUGUGGUAUUUGAAGACGCUCCAGUUGGUGUAAUUGCUGGGAAACGAAUCGGAGCCGUCGUGGUGGGCAUCACCUCAUCGUACAGUGAAAAUACUCUUUUCGAAGCAGGUGCAGACUAUGUGGUUCCGGAUUUGACUGGGGUGCGAGUAAUCGAGAGAAGUGCCACAGGCCUCAAGCUGGAAAUCACAGGCCGCUUGUCUAGAUAA